Bombus impatiens (common eastern bumble bee) is the source of this 3595-nucleotide messenger RNA. Its product is annotated as beta-1,4-N-acetylgalactosaminyltransferase bre-4. NCBI's taxonomy places the organism in Eukaryota, Metazoa, Arthropoda, Insecta, Hymenoptera, Apidae. The transcript has 8 exons. Gene Ontology annotation, biological process: carbohydrate metabolic process; glycosphingolipid biosynthetic process. The record is from RefSeq and is a predicted model, not a curated record. Gene Ontology annotation, molecular function: N-acetyl-beta-glucosaminyl-derivative 4-beta-N-acetylgalactosaminyltransferase activity. The coding region runs from base 1067 to 2263 and encodes 398 amino acids.
CGCGGCCGGUCACCUCGCCAGUCUUUGCCGAGACGCCGCGCGGGUCGUAUCCGUGUUUCUUUCGAUCCUUCUCUGGGUUUCUCAUUCACGAGACGCGACGCAACACGAAGAGCUGGUUUUGCGAUUCGGCGUUGUCGAUGUACGACGCGGAUAGCAACACGAUCGCUAAAGAAGAAAAAGAAACCGAGCAAAGAGGCAGGAAGAAUUGGCAAAAGGACAAAAAGUAGCAACGUAGUGAACGAGAGUCGUGACUGCAACGCGGAACGUUGCGGUGAAUGUCGAGUGAAUGGUGACGAGAUCUUGUAGGCUGACAAGGGGAGGGCCAAACGUGUACUUACGCGAAAACCAGUUGCGUUGAGAAGGUCAGUUACUGGCUCGAUGCGGAGAAACGCUCGAUAGAACCGGUAGUUUUCACUGUGGCCGUCCAGAAUAUGCAAACAGGUAGUGCGUUUUGCUUUGGAAAAAAAUACGUUUUUCGUGAUCGCACGCAUCGUUUUUCGACUCGUACGAGUCACGUUUGAAGCGUCAAAGGCCAAGGUUGUCGGUUUCGCGUAGGUUUUAGUCGACGAACAGAGACGGAAAGAGAGAGCGAGAAAGGAAGGAAGCGAGUAUCUAGCACGUGGGCGAGCACGGAAGAGUAACCGGCCUCUGCGCGUCGUCGUUGACACAAAGAGUAGAGAGAAAGUGGGAAAGAUUAAUCCUAUUUGACAUCAGCGAGAACCCAUAGGAUACCGAAGGUGUCGUUACGCUGAGAGCACUGUUGCCGGAGGGUAAUGCGCUUGGUGAGCGGAAGUGAGAAGCUCCGGGCGGCCUUUUCUUUCUUCGGCCCUUGGUCCUGUUCCGCCGGCUGUUUCCACUCGUUCUCCAACAAGUCAACCACUGCUUGGAAGCAGAGGGGACGAAUACAGUUCGGGGCGUCCUUCUGGAUCUCGGAGGAGGAGGCGUCGAAGGCGUGGAAGAGCGAGCAGGGCAGAGGAACAGCAACAACAGCCAGCAGGGAGCGCCUCGUCCAGUACGGCGCUCUUCUAACGGCGGCAGGAGGGAGUUAUGGUGUCUCGUACAUGCGAUGACUGUGGCUGCAGCCGUGGCACUGUGGCAUCGUGCCCACCUUUACAAGGCGAUCGCCUGCGUCGUCCUCGCUCUUAUUGCCAUUCAGUAUUUACUUAGUGGCGUGAUCGAUCGUCGCUCCAUAGAGACGAUUUUUACCAUUAACGCUACCAGGUACGCGGAUCGUACGUACAGGCAUCAUCCACGAGGGUUGAUCAUAUACGGGCCUGUAACGGUGUCGAGUAUAUUUGGUAACAACAAUGCCACCUUGGCGACCUUGUAUUGGGGCGGCAGAGAUAAUUCCAGCUUCUCCAAACUGGAAACUGACUUCUCCACUCGAGAUACGUACAUCGUAGGAAGUUCGCAGGAAUCUUUGACCACAAACUCGACAAACAGUACCGUGGUACCGCGAUGUCCGCUUAUUCCACCGAAUCUUGUGGGCCCAUUGACCGUUAUCAAGUCUCCUCCGGAGUUGGCAGAAAUGGAAAAGACGUUCACCGAGGUGAAGCCAGGAGGCAAAGGUUGUCCAGCGAAUUGUACAGCCAGACAUCGGGUAGCCAUUAUCAUUCCGUUUCGCGAUCGACUGAUACACCUUCAAGCGUUGCUUUACAAUCUUCACCCGAUGCUGCUUCGCCAACAGAUCGACUAUCAAAUAUUCGUGAUCGAACAGAAAGGUAGCGACGCCUUCAAUCGCGCGAUGCUCAUGAACGUAGGAUACGUGGAAGCCUUGAAGGAACGACCUUUCGACUGUUUCAUUUUUCACGAUGUCGACCUACUUCCCGAAGACGAUAGAAAUCUGUACACGUGCCCGGAACAACCGAGGCACAUGUCCGUUGCAGUGGACAAGUUCAAAUACAGGCUACCAUAUGCCGAUUUAUUCGGCGGCGUGUCGGCGAUGUCAUGCGAGCAAUUUCACCUGGUAAACGGAUUCAGCAACGUGUUCUGGGGUUGGGGCGGCGAGGACGACGACAUGGCGAAUCGAAUCAAAGCGCACGGUCUUCAUAUCUCCCGAUAUCCAGCGAACGUGGCACGGUAUAAGAUGCUUACGCACAAGAAGGAGAAGGCUAAUCCGAAAAGAUACGAGUAUCUAAAGACGGGCAAGAAAAGAUUCUCCACGGACGGACUGAGCAAUCUUCAAUACGAGCUGGUCGACAAACAGAAGCCAAAGUUGUACACGUGGCUUCUGAUAAAGCUGACGCCUCCGCAACCUAGCUGAUGGCUGUCUUGGAUCGGAUAGCGACCCGAUCUGCUCGAGAUCGCUUAAGAAGAAUAUCCUUUCGAUCCAAACGCGAAAUGUCGCGGAGUAGGAAACGAGUUACGCUCCGACGACGUGUCGCGUUCUCAACGUAGCAAGGUAAAUCUCUUAAAAACGAAAGACGGAAAAAGAAGAAAAGAGGCGAAGACACUUUUUUAUUGGGUUCGAGGAACAUGAAUUAUUGAAAGAAGUCAGUGUUUCAGCCGCUUUAGGAUACCGACGAGUUGGACGAGUUGUUUCUCCCGUGAUUUUGUCAUCAGCGGCGAAUGGGAGAAACGUUGUUACGUGAUAUAUUUUUAUUCCUCGUAUUUUUUUAUCGCAACGAUAGAUUAAAGACCACGUAGAAUGUAGCGUACGAGCUAACGUGCCAAAGGAGAGUGAGAAUAUAUGUAUGCGUGUGUGUAUGCAAGUGUGUACGCGCUACCAAGAGUAAGCGAGAAGGAAAGCGUAAAGCGAGAAAACCGCGUAAAGAGAAACAGGAGUGGCAGCUGUGCCAUCCUUUCCGGAUCCCGCUACUAUAGUUAUAUAGUACACAUAUGUGUAUAUGUACACUUUACGCGUAUGUAUCGGUCUAUAUGCGUACGCGAGUACAUACGUACGAACCAUAGAAAGCUCGAGGCUUCUCCGACAGGCCGAGUUUCCGGUUGUCCGCUGUGUAUCCAGGACAGCUUUGUAAACGACCUUUCAGCCGGUGUCGUAGGUGGCUUCCUUCGAGUUACAUACCUACCGCGAACACCUUCCCGCUAGUUUCCCCAUUGAAUAGGACAAACAGAUCCUUUCCUUUGUUUUCGACAUCCCGACGCAAUUUCGUUUUAAUCGUGCCUUGCGACUUCCUGUGUUACGGACCUAUUGCAUAUUGCAACUGUUGCGAACUCGAAUUUUGUCACAAGUUUUGCUCCUUACUAGAAAUUCAAGAAUUUCCGUACGAUGGAAGUAAAGUCUGUGCUAUCGUCUUUACGAUUCGUACGGCUCGAUUAAGGUACUAACGAACGAUUGAUCUUCAGUCAUCGUUCGGUGUCACAGCUUACGCGAUUUCCAAAGAAAUAAUAAAACGAAAAAGAUUGUCGGAAAACUUGAAUAUAUAUGUUUUUGGUCGUUUGAAGAUAAAAAGAAGUCACGUAAACAACGGUCUCUAGCACGAACCACAGACAAAGCAUAUUUUUAUAAGAUUCAUGCGGAGCUGCGAGAUUUAAUUAUUACGUUACGCUGGUUAAUUGUGUCGCGAAAGGUUUAUUUCCGCGUUAGGGGCUUGUGUAAUCGUGUAGACGAACGUGCAACGGAAACGGUACUUAA